AAAAUCCGAGGGGUGGCGCUAGAAUUCAGAACUCCAUUAUGAGAUGAAAAUAAGAAAUGUCAUCGUGUUGUAUUGUAAACAUUAGCGAGUUAGACAGUAGCUGUAAACGUCAAAAGGAAGAUUUGCUUGUAUGAAAACUUAAUAACGCAAGCUAGAUGUCGGAUUACUUUGAUGAAAUGGGUUGGACACCCUUAAAAGAUGGAGAAGCGCCAAAUCAUUUUUUGCACAUGGCGCGAUUGCUUCGUGAUUUUGGAAUGUGGGAAGAGCUGGGACAAGGUCAAAAAUUACCUCCUCCAGCUUCAAAAGAAUCGAUUUCUGAACUAAAGGAUGUUAGAUUAUCUGACGAAGAGAGUGAACAGUGCCCUGUCUGUUUGAAACCCUUUGAUGCAGAAAGUCUGAUUAAACAGAUGCCCUGCAAACAUUCUUUUCAUAAAGAGUGCAUUACACCUUGGCUAGAAAAGACAAAUUCGUGUCCCUUAUGCAGAUACGAAUUACCUACAGAUGACGAAGAUUAUGAAAUGUACAAGAAGGAGAAGAAACGUGCUGUCCAACGAGAAGAGGAUGUUAAAUCAUUACACAACUCUAUGUUUUCUUAACGACAGCAUCAAAUAAUUAAGGUAAUUCAACAGCCUUUGCUUUCCAUGUCAUAAAUUCUGUUGAGUUCUUUCGUUUUACGUGGGUAACAAGUAUCAGCUUAGAAUGAAUACUACUCAACUAUUAUGACAAUUUUUUAAAGCUCAAUUAUAGGUAAACACUUUUUGUUAGAAAUAUAGGAUAUCCAUCAUAGAAUGAUGUAAAACAAUUUUUGUCUAGCCAAAUACAAAAACGUACCAAGAAAA
Athalia rosae (coleseed sawfly) is the source of this 839-nucleotide messenger RNA. Its product is annotated as E3 ubiquitin-protein ligase RNF181-like. The coding region runs from base 156 to 596 and encodes 146 amino acids. The transcript is spliced from 3 exons. Gene Ontology annotation, molecular function: ubiquitin protein ligase activity. Gene Ontology annotation, biological process: protein ubiquitination. The record is from RefSeq and is a predicted model, not a curated record. Gene Ontology annotation, cellular component: cytoplasm. NCBI's taxonomy places the organism in Eukaryota, Metazoa, Arthropoda, Insecta, Hymenoptera, Athaliidae.